Parascedosporium putredinis is the source of this 393-nucleotide messenger RNA. NCBI's taxonomy places the organism in Eukaryota, Fungi, Ascomycota, Sordariomycetes, Microascales, Microascaceae. The record is from the annotation of a GenBank genome assembly.
AUGAAUGCCCGCUUCCAAACUGGCGCCAACCCGCUGACUCUAGAGAAACUCCGUGCACCAGAUCAAGUAUCCGCCCCGGUUCCCACUGAGUACGUGUGGACCGUCACUCCACUCACGUAUGAGAGCAACUUUCGACUCGCACCAAUCCACUUCCUUAUCGAACUCGAGGAUGCUCUCGGGUUUAACUCGCAGUUUGUCGAAAUCCAAGAGGCAGACAAAGGGUCGGGCGUGACCCGCAUGGCUGGCUCUACUCCUACCCACACCACUACUACUGAAACAUCAACUUCCGGCUCCAGUACAAGCUCUAGUACGGGCUCCAGUACUGACACGAACAACACCACCGAGAAGGAACCCUUGACAUUCAACAAUAGCACACUUAGGUUCGAGGUGUGA